Messenger RNA from Pyricularia pennisetigena, 1356 nucleotides. RefSeq lists its product as uncharacterized. The transcript has 6 exons. The record is from RefSeq and is a predicted model, not a curated record. Lineage: Eukaryota; Fungi; Ascomycota; Sordariomycetes; Magnaporthales; Pyriculariaceae. Bases 1 to 1356 code for a protein of 451 amino acids.
AUGCUUCACAACUUGGGCAAAUCUCAGUGCGACAGUUCCAAAGAAAUUUACAGGACCAUGUUGGCAGAUAUCGAGAAGAAACUCGAGUCACUCAAGAACAUAGAACCAGAUAAUAAGGAACUUGUAACCUUAACAGAAAGGCUUGAGACGAUAAAGGGAGGUACGGCUCAGAUCGGUUCCUGCACGGAUUUGGAUUGUCUCGACGAGGCGUCAAAGGUCGAACUGCACAACGCCAAGGUCCGCAAGACUGGCAAAGAGAUUCGCUGCCCAAGUCAAAAGUCGUCGGCCUCCGAUAUGCGAGCCACUGAGGCUCAGAUCAACAAGCCACCGAGGCCUGCGCUGCCUACGUCGCUUGAGAACGUGAACAAUGCCCCCUUGUUCACAUCUCCUCGACGCUCGAUUGAUGAUCGUCUGCGAAAGCACGAGAAUCAACCGAAGAGAACAGGCAUGGGAGCUCUCACCGAAUCUCCUGCUGGCUCGAGAAUUCAAUCGCCUCAUGAAUCCAUUCGGUCAUCGUCACAGCAUGGGCCACGGUUCAGGGCCCACAACCAGUCACCGAAUUGUUCAUCGUCGCAAGCGCCUCUGCAAAGCCAAACCAAUCUGACUCCAAAGUCACAAAUUCCCAGGAGCUCUGCUGCAGCAAAGCCUCGUGACCCUUCUAGCACAAGUCCGAAAGUCACGGGUCCUUUGAUGAGCCAGUCCAGAGCCCCAAGGAACAACGUCGCAACCGCCCAAUCAUCCGAGCAGGGCAAUUCCCGUCUUCCCAGGCUCUCUCUGCAUAGCCCCCAGCUAUCCCACCCGGCUAGCCUUGAGCAUUCGGACGUGCGUACAAACGAUCAUACUUCCGACACAAUUCAGUCCAACUCUACAGCCGUGCCUGCCCGCCAGAUCCAGCCGUCAGAUGCGGCAAAGAACAUUAUAGUCAGGGCCAUCGGCGUAGCCGAAAGCGACGUUGCACGUUACAAAGGGUUGGGCCGCACGUCCAACGCCGUCGUCGAGCAACUGUUGAUUAACAGUCAGAGUCACAUCUCCCAAAAAAUUGCCGAGGAGUUUGGCAACAAACUUCAAGGUGCGUUCUCGGUACACGAGGAUCGCAUAAUGAAAAGGCUCUUGUCACAUCACACGGGCAUGAGAAACCACCAAAGCAGGGUGGGUAACGAAAUUAAGUCUUUAAUCACUAGCCAGGCCACCAAGAUGACAGCCGAGGUUCACGAACUCGGUCGUAGCGUUCUGUCGCACAGGUUGACUCAACAGUCGAAACUUAUCCCGCCAAAUUCCGGAGUCACUGGAUCCUCGGGAAGAAAGAGGCCCCGAACUUCGAGUCCCCCCAUCAUGGAGGAGAACAUCAACAACUGA